This is a messenger RNA of Harpegnathos saltator (Jerdon's jumping ant), 1614 nucleotides long. Its product is annotated as mitochondrial amidoxime reducing component 2-like. The transcript has 6 exons. Lineage: Eukaryota; Metazoa; Arthropoda; Insecta; Hymenoptera; Formicidae. Bases 440 to 1408 code for a protein of 322 amino acids. The record is from RefSeq and is a predicted model, not a curated record.
CACACGCAAUCGUUCGCAAAAUAUACAUAGAGUGUGCUUCAGAAAAACCGAAAAUACGACAAACCUGAUAAACACGAAGUCCGAUCGAUCGUUCGCGUCCGUCUCCCGGUACUCACAAUCUGAGUUCUUCGAAUGUUAACGGUUUCUUAAAAUAUAAUUCGUUUUAUACGACCGACGAUCGAUGUGUACCGGCGGCUUUAUUUCAUUAGGAGAAUCAAUUGUAAAGACUGGGAAAAAUCUACGUGCGGUAAUCAUCAUUAACAAUCGAAAAAGAACUGUUUAUAUAAAAACAGUUUAUAUAACAGCUAUAUAAACACUUUGUAUAUAAUGGCUCAGAUUUAGUGUAUCUCACAGUGUUGGCCACGGUCAAUGUAAGCGAACAAAUUAGAACAGAGAGAGAGAAUGAUAUAAUCCGUGACACUCAUGAAAAAUUGCAUAGAUGCAAAUUACCUUUGACGACGAGAUGUACAAGACACAGAUAUUAAGUAACAGAUACCAGUCACUUUCCACAGAAUUAGCUGAUUGCACCAAAAAAUGGGUUCAAGUUGGUAGAGUGAGGAACAUGUGCUUGUAUCCAAUGUUUGCGGGCAAGGCAAUGGAUUUACCUGUCUGUCAAUUUGACUUGUGCGGACUGAGUGCGAUAAAUAAUAAUUGUCAGAUUCAGAAUCACAUGUUCAUAAUAUACAAUCAGAAGACCAAACAUAAGUACGAGGAGACCUGCAACCCUGUUUUGAGCACACUAGAAAUAAUACCUAUGAGCAAUCACAUAAUGCUAUUAAAGGCCAGCGGCAUGCACGAGUUGAUCUUGGACCUGAUGAAAAUCCAGGAGAGCUUCCAAAUCAUUCCGUACUACGAAUCGCUCAAUCAUAAACAUCUAGUGGAACUACGCUGCCUCGAUUGCGGUAAAGAGGCCGCCGAAUGGGUCUCUAGGUGUCUAGACAAGCCAGAUUUACGUUUAGGAUUUAACAAGCCAGGCUCAAUGAUGAGAGAGUUAUAUUGGAAUCAGUUCGGCCAACUAUACUCGCUCAACGGCAAGGAUCGAGAAUCCAUGGUAUGUUACGCGGAAUUACCGAACUGUACAUUGGUCUCGGAGAGAUCGCACACCAUCAUAAACGAAAAAUUAUCACAAUUUAUACAUAUGCGGCAAUUUAUCCCGAAUAUUAUCGUUACGCCGUAUAGAAGUUCUCCCUUUUUCGAGAUUAAUUGGGAGUGGAUCAAAAUUGGCGAUGCAGUCAUAAGGAAUAUCAAUCCAUGGGGAAGAUAUUCGGAUAUUGAACCGAAGAAUUUACCUAUAGACUUGGUUAUACAAUUAAUGACGUUAACUUGCAACGUGUAUCUUCCGGGAGAAAUGCGAAUAGGCAAUACCGUGUAUAUCCGCGUUAAUGACGAUUCGAAUGAAAUUGAUUAGCAAAGAGCAAUAUAAUAAGUACGAUUUGCCAGUUUCUCAAUGCGAGACCCAAUGGUUGACAGUCAACCCAAAAAGCUGAUGAUUUUAUGUAAAAUCAUAAGUUGAUUAAUAAAUUAAAAAAAAAUGAGUAGAGUGUUCAUGUAAUCUUCGAGGAAACCGCUUUAAAAAGUGACCAGAAAUUAAUAAUAAAUAAUUUAAACUGAUAA